Messenger RNA from Solanum verrucosum, 1654 nucleotides. RefSeq names its product protein HYPER-SENSITIVITY-RELATED 4-like. The transcript has 2 exons. NCBI's taxonomy places the organism in Eukaryota, Viridiplantae, Streptophyta, Magnoliopsida, Solanales, Solanaceae. The coding region runs from base 94 to 1581 and encodes 495 amino acids. The record is from RefSeq and is a predicted model, not a curated record. Gene Ontology annotation, molecular function: ATP hydrolysis activity; ATP binding.
AUCAAACCAGCUUUCCCUCUCCUGCACCCUCAACGUCAAUAACAAAAUCUUGAAUAUCCUGAGCCACAGAGUGACACGUUCCUCUUUGGGAACAUGUCUUCUUCUGCAGAAUCGAAAAUGGCACUUGCCAAGACCGUCUUAUCUACAGUAGGCUCUGUUGCUGCAACAACCAUGGUUGUUCGGACCGUUGCAAAUGAGUUGCUGCCGCCAGAAUUGUAUGAUUAUCUCUUCUUUGGCCUCAAAAACCUCUUCAGCAGGUUCUCAAAUCAGCUAACAAUGGUAAUUGACGAAUUUGAUGGCUUGGUCAACAAUGAAAUCUACGAAGCAGCUGAAAUGUACUUGGGUAACAAGUUGUCAACCAACACCAGGCGAGUCAAAAUCAGCAAGCCUGAGAAGGAGAAACAAUUCAACAUAACAUUGGAACGCGACGAGGAGGUGACAGAUGUUUACAGUGGGCAGAAAUUCCAGUGGGUUUGGCUUAGCAAAAAAGUAGAGUCCAAAGACUUUUAUAAUCCCAGAAGCAUGAAUUCCACUUUAAGAUCUGAGGUCAGAUCCUUUGAGCUCACAUUUCACAAGAAAAACAAGGACCUUGUCCUUAAUUCAUACUUGCCUUACAUCAUAGAAGAAGCAAAACUGAAAAAACUUGAGAACAGGGCAAUCAAGAUUCACACUGUGGAUUACCAAAGCAUUUAUAAUUUACAUGAUAUAUGGGAGGCGAUUAAUCUUGAUCACCCGGCAACUUUUGAGACUCUGGCAAUGGACUCAGAGCUGAAAGACAAAAUUGUAAAGGAUUUAGACAGAUUUGUGAAGAGAAAAGAUUAUUAUAGGAAAGUAGGCAAAGCGUGGAAAAGAGGGUACUUGAUGUAUGGCCCUCCAGGGACAGGAAAAUCCAGUUUGGUUGCCGCCAUGGCUAAUUAUUUGAACUUUGAUAUAUAUGAUUUGGAGUUGACUGAGGUGAUGAGAAACUCUGAUUUAAGACGGCUGCUUGUGGCCACGGCUAACAAGUCCAUCUUGGUGGUCGAAGACAUUGACUGUACCAUUGAUUUGCAAAAUAAUUUGGCUAAUCGAACAAAUGAUUCUCCUCCAGAUGGUUCUAAUCAACAAGAAACCAAGGUGACAUUAUCUGGUUUGUUGAAUUUCAUCGAUGGAUUAUGGUCGAGCUGUGGUGACGAAAGGAUCAUAAUUUUCACAACAAAUCACAUAGAAAAGCUUGACCCUGCAUUGUUAAGGCCUGGCAGGAUGGACAUGCACAUUCACUUGUCAUAUUGCACUCCCAGUGGCUUCAGGCUUCUUGCUGCUAAUUACCUGGAAACUAGAGAGCACAAAUUGUUCAAACAAAUUGAAGAGCUCAUAGAAACUGCAAUGGUGACGCCAGCCGAAGUGGCUGAGCAGCUGUUGAAGGAAGAUGAGGUUGAUGUUUCACUUAAUGGCUUAAUUAGUUUUCUACACGUAAAGAUUAAGGAAAAGGAAGAAGCCAAGUCUAAGAAAGUAGAGGCAACAGAAUUGGAGACAAAUCAGAAGAAGGAAAGUGAUGAAAAAGGAAUUGAAGAGAACUUAGAAGAAAAAAAGAUUACUAAAUAAGGACGUUAAAGCCACAAAGAGAGUUGGCUCUACCUAACAUGUCACUGUUUGGAUAAUACGUAGCAAGAUUUUG